UUUCUCACCCACCGCAUUCUGAGGCAACCGCUGGCGUCAGAAGCGGGGAAUCUCGCGCCGGUACCAAACCGGGGGGACGGGUUGGGGGAGGAGGACGCUGACACGCGGUGACCGCUUCGCUUGCCCUCGUCAGCCAGCCAGCCAGCCAGCAGGCGGCUCGUGCCCGCCUCGCCUCUCUUUCGCUCUCGCCCUGUCCCCUCCGCAGAGCAGGAGGGGGCGGCGACCGGCAAGGCAGACGGGUGAAAAGGGGGCUGUCAGACACCGGUGUCCCCCAUGAACUCUGGUGGGGGAGACGCUGGUAGCCCCGGCGGUGGGGAACUACCGCAGCAAAAAACCACCUCGCCUUCUGUGCCGCCUGGGACAGCAGCUGGGAAAGCGACUGGAGUCCCGCCCGGGCCGGGCCCCAGUAGCCGCUCCGCGAAAGGCGGGACUGGCCAGAACGAGAAAUCCGAGACCCGCUCGGUGUGUAGUAACAGCAGCUGGGAAGCCGGCGGGGGCGGUGCCGGCCCCAUCUGCAAGAUCUGCUUCCAGGGCGCUGAGCAGGGUGAGUUGUUAAAUCCUUGUCGCUGUGAUGGCUCUGUAAGAUAUACACAUCAACUCUGUCUACUGAAGUGGAUCAGUGAACGAGGAUCAUGGACUUGUGAACUCUGCUGCUAUAGAUACCAUGUUAUAGCAAUUAAAAUGAAAAGGCCUUGCCAGUGGCAGAGCAUUACUGUAACUCUGGUUGAAAAGGUGCAGAUGAUUGCUGUAAUUUUGGGAUCACUAUUCUUAGUAGCAAGUGUAACUUGGCUUCUGUGGUCGGCCUUCAGUCCCUAUGCAGUAUGGCAAAGAAAAGACCUCCUUUUUCAAAUUUGCUAUGGAAUGUAUGGUUUUAUGGAUCUAGUAUGCAUAGGACUUAUUGUACAUGAAGGAGCAUCAGUCUGCAGAGUAUUUAAGCGUUGGAGGGCUGUCAAUUUGCUUUGGGAUGUACAAAAUUAUGACAAAGCAACAGACAUAGAAGAGAGCACUCGAGGAGAAUCUUCUACAGCUAGGACUUUGUGGCUACCACUGAAUGCAUUGAGAAACAGAAAUUUAGCUCAUUCAACACAGUUAACCUCACCAAGAUUUCAAUGUGGCUAUGUUUUAUUACAACUCUUCAGUCGAAUGAGACCUCCAGAGGAUUCAUCAGAUGACAACAGUUCUGGGGAGGUUGUUAUGAGAGUGACUUCAGUGUAAAAUCAUUAUGCUUCACACACAAGGACAUUGUGCCCAGAACUUGUGAAAUAUUCUGGAAUGCAAUGCAAUGAAUGGUGAAACCAUAGCACAUAGAAAUAUAUAAACUUUUUUAGUUUAUGCUUUUAUAUGAUCAGUUGAAUUGCAAAUACAUUUUCCCAAGGAAGUAUUUCUUUCUUUUUAUACCAUGAUUUAUUACUUUUUAUCUAUUUGUACUUGGCAUUUAUAAAAAUAUAAUUUAACAGUAGCUUUAAUAAUGUGAAGACAAAUAUUUUAAACUACAACUAUUUUUGAUAGAUUUAAAUGUAUUUUCAAAGUUCUAAGUCAUCUAUAAUUUUUCCAGUUAUAAUAAAUUAAAUUAAUGACAUGGCUUGAAGUAACAAUAGAAAUUCAUCUACGUAAUUUCAGUUUGGAAAUAAGCGUAUGUUUCAUUUUGGUCUUUGGACAAAUACAGUUAUUUUAGGAUUGGAUAGUGGUGUUGUGCUGUAAACUGAGGUGAAAAAAUAUUGCAUUAUUGAAAAUAAAUUAAUUAUCUGUGAACUAUGAUUCACAGAUAUACACAUGUCACCUGGAUUCCAAGACAUUGUUAUCCAUAUUUAAUGAUAUAGGUUCUAUGAAACAAUUUUAGAGUUUUUUAUGAGAAAAAAGGGAAAUAAACACAAACAAAUAAACAAAAAUAAGCAAAUAAACAGGCACAAGAAAAGUUCCACAAUUGUUUUCAGGAUUUCUGACUGUAAGCAUUUAGCAAGAUGGUUUGUUUCUUACUUUCAUGACAAUUCUAUUUGAUUUUAUUUUCAAAUUAGCUAAAUUAAAUUCAGUUAUACUGAAAGAAAUGUACUUUACUGCAUUCCCAUUUUUUAAUCCUUUGUAUCCUUUCUUCUGCAUUUAACAUUUCAAUUAAUUUUCAGUUGUUUAAAGACAAAAAAGAAAAAGUAACUGCUUGAUAUCCAGAUAUCUUUGCAAAAAAAAAGAUAAUAUUUAUUUGUAUUCAUCCAAAGUUUCAUGAUACUUGAGUAACCUUAUCUAAGAGAUUGAUAAAAUUCUUAUAAGUAUUAAAACAGCACAAAGAUGUGGACAGAUAAUUUGUAUUAAAUAGAUUUACCUGAUCAUCUUCAUCAUAGCAUACUAUGACAAUGAAGGAAAAAUAAUUUAGCCUUCUUAAUCCUACACAAAUUGGAUGCAGCAGGAUCAGAUUAUAUAAUACCCUAUUUUGAGAUUAUAUUAGAGAGAUAGCCUUUUUACAACUUUUUCACACACACAGCCAAAAACAUCUAAGCACACUGGCCAGGAUUUCAGCAAAAUAGCUUUGUGAUAAGAAAGAACUAAUGUUGAUUUAGAUUAGAAUUUUAUAUUUAUGUCAUAUUGUUUUAUUAUACUUUUUCAUGCUUAAAACAAUACCGAGUUGGAACUAUUUAGAGAUUUUUUUUUCAAAAAAAAAAAAAAAGUUUUAAAAACCCAGGUUUUUAAAAUCAGUCUAAUUUUUGGUGUUAUUUCUUACCAAUUGCAAAGUUGACUGAAAAUAUAUCUGAAUUAUAUCCUGGAAAGCCACCAUAGUAAUUUUGCUAAUUUGUAGUUGUCCACUUUGGUCUUUCUCAGACUGGGCUGACAUUAAUAGUUAUUCUUCAUUCUUUUUAAAAAUUGUGAACUUAACUAUGAAGAAUGCUUAUUCAUUUAACAUUCAAGGACUUCCAAAAUAACUAGAACUUUAGCCUUAAGAUAUUUAAACUGUUAAUUCUACACAGUUUUUAACAUUAGUAUUAGUCCUGUGGAAUAUGAUGAAAUAUCUACGUAAAAAUGCAUGGGCUUGAGCUGAAAGAGAUAUUUCCAAUCUUUUAUGAGUGUUAUAUUUCUUUGCGGUCCUACUUGGCUGCAAACUUCACUGAUUAACACACUAUAUAUCCUGGCAAGUAGGUGCAAUAUUUAUAAUGCAGCCCUAAGUCUUACACUUAGUAAACCUUCUGUUGAAAAUCUUACUUUCAAUGUGAUGUAUCUACUUAUUUAGAUUUAUAAUAUACUUUCUAGUUAAACUCAACUCAAACUUAAUUUUUUGGUUACCAAAACUGUCAAGAUGGGGUACAACAUAUAUUUAUGAUUUAAACAACAAAUGCAACAAACAAGGGCAUUACAGUAAGUGUUCUGUAAUAGCAAUAUAUAUAAAUAUGUGUUCUCAUUUAAAUGUAAAAGACUUUUUUGUAAGCUUGUUUGUCCUGCAGAAUCAUUAGGAAAUAAACUAACAGCAAAUUGUCUGGGAAUCUGGGCCAUUGCAUUCUCAAAAUACUGUAUCUGAAAAGUACUAAGUUGUAUAUACCAGACUGUUUUAAAGGGAGCAACUGCUCUUCCCUUAUUAUGUCUACUGCAUGAUUUGCAAGAAUUCUUGUCCUGAGCAUAUUUUUGGAAAGGGAUUUUCAAGAGAAGAGGCCCUCCCUUUGCUGCGCUAUACAUAGUUAAAAAAUAAAGUUAGGAAAGCCCCAGUCAUGAAUAUUUUAUUGCUCCAAGUGUGUGUCUAAAAAGUGGGCAAUAAAACAAAAGUUAUUUUUUCCUUCUGAAACAUUUGUAUAUAGCAUAAAGAUACUUGUCUUUAAAAAUCUCACUACCUUUAUUGCCCAAUCUUAAUUCCCAUUCUUCUAGAACAUUUACUAUAUUUCCUCAACAUUUCUUUUUUUUCCCUUCAAGUGACACUUCAGCACUUGAAAAUAUACCUUGAGACACAAGGUCCAAAUCAAGUUUUUUUAAAAAAACUUGAUUAAAUAUUUCCAAUGUUCUGAAUAGUUGGAGAAAUCCACAAACUAGGUAGAAAAUAUCAAUUUUUGCAUAGUUCCUUUUGUUCUAAACUGAUCUUCCUCUGUUAGAGGAAUAUGAUAUUUAGAUGAGUCUAUUUCUACUCUGACAGUUUCAUAGGAUGGGUUCAUAUGGGUUACAAAUCCUAUUUUUUUGCAUCAACCACUAGUUUAAAUAAAGAAAAAAUUAAAAAAAAUGCAUUUUUAAAUAAAACAUAUUUGUAUGCAAUCUGCUUUGGGAUAAUAUUUAACAAUGAAAAGGGGAAUACAAAUUGUAUGAAUAAAAUAUGAAUUUUAGGAGAUGUCUUAAGUAUAUUGUGUAUUGGACUAAGAUAUGUACUUUCAAACUAAAAUUCCCAUAUCUCUGCUUUUUAAUAUUUUUUUGUCAUUUGAGAAUAAUAUAAAGUUGAGGAAGAAAAGAAAACAAACAGUCCAGGGAAUGCAAGUUAAAGGACCAUACGCUUCAAAAAUGCAGAAUGAAUUUAAAUAAUAUUUUCAUGUAAAACAAUAGAACAAGGAUAGAGUUAUAAAUCAGUGUUUAUUUUUAUUAGUUUUUCUUAAUUCAAGUCUUCCCAGGCAUUUUGACCUAGCUUCUUUUCUUGAAGUCUUCAAAUAAUAUUGUAAAAACGUGGCUCCAAUUUUCUGUUGCUGAACUGAUAAAGUCUUUACAGGUCAGAAAAUAGAGAUAUCUAAGUUUGAAGUAAACACGAUACAUAUACAAGAUAUAUGACAGCACAAGUUAUCCUUGAAAUUAGUGGGUCAUGUUCUUGAAUAAAUUUUGAUGCAACAACAAUGCUUAGAAAGAUCUGUGCAUAGAUGUCAUCAUCAUUAACUUAUUCACUCAUUCCUAGAAAACUGGAAUCAUCCCUCUCUAGUCUAAUAAAUGUGUGAUGGAAGUAAUGUAUACUGCAUUUUAUAUUAUCUUUUUUGGAAAUCUUGUGUGUUAACCGAAAAGAGACUGACUAGCCAAAAUCCUGAAGUAGAAAAAUGUAUAAAGCUUGGAAGCUUCAAAGAUAGAAAGAUGAGCUUCUCCAAGUCAUCUAUUUGAAUCCAAAGCCCCAGCUGCUCCAGCUGCAUCAAACCUUGGAGAAAGUUCUUUUCCCCCAAGACCUUAUUUGUUUAAUUAGCAUAGGAAAAAUGUUGUUUGAUUUUAUUUGGCCAUCUAAUUUUAUCAGUUCAAAAAAGUGUUGCUUUGGUAAGUCUUUUGUACAAAGCAUGAAACAAUUAUAGUAUAACUAAUUCCAAAAGGUAAUUCAUAGUUCAACUUUCUCCAUUUCUUUGCCAUUUUAUGCUUUUAAAUCUAAAACUGAUUUUUUUUUUUUUUUUUGGGACAAAGAACUAUUGUCUUUCCCAAAGGUUUCUGAAAAGUCUUGCAUUAAGAAUUGUUCACUGUAAGGCCACAAAUACAACUGUCUCAAAAGACUGGAUUAAUUUAGAAAAAUAAGACAGGACAUUUGUACUUUUAACAUCUCUGUAGAAGAGAGCAUUUGGUAUGUCUGUCUGGCAUUCAAAGUUACAUAUGUUGAAAAUUCCUUUGUUUACAGAAUUAUUAAAUUGUUAUUUUCUGUGUCCUGUCACUUUGCUAAAUAUUUCUGUAGAACGUAUGGGCAAAUAGGUCACAACCUAUGCUAUGUCAGUUUAAUGGUUGAUAAAUUUAAUAGUGCAUACUUUUAUGGGCUGUGGUUUUAUAUUGGUUUAUUCUUUAAUCAGUAUUGCUAAAAUUUGGCAAAUCAUACCCAGAACUUCAAUAUUCUUGUUCACAGCUCAUAGAAGGAGAAAUGCUAAUUUUUCCUUGUAUCUUUAAUCCAUCUUUCAUAUCUAGUAUAUUAAAUUACUUUGCCUUAAGGAAGGUGAAAGUUGGUGUGCUCUUCAGUGGAUUUUAUCCAGAGUAUCAGUGCCCUUUUAAAUAGCUCACUGUGCAUUAGUGCUUAGAAGUGGGUGGAUGGAAAGAAAUAAGAUGGAUUAUUUCAUAUUAAGCUAGACUAAAUUUACUCUGUGGUCCACUGUAUAAAUAAUUACCUUAAACAUGUGAAUGAACCCUUUCAUACAUUGGAAUAGCUACAGCUGCAGUCAAUAACCAGUAAUGAUUAAAUGAAGUUUCAAAUUAAUGAAUGGACUCAAAUAGACUGGACUCUGAACAGGUUGCUGUUGUUUUUUAUCUUUUUGCUGAAGGUCAUUUGGAUUGUAGCACAGAUAUUCUAAGUCUCAUUAUUUUUAAACAACAAUAUCCUGACAGAUCUAUGUUUAAUAAUAGAUUUCUUGCUGAAGUUAAUAAGAAACAAUGCAAAAUAUUCACAAUCCGCAGUGCAUAUCAUCAGUGUAGUUGAAAAUCCUUUGCUACCAUUAUGUUCUUCCUCCUCUUUCUAAAGCCAACCCUGGGCUGUAUUUGGGCAUCAGAUGUCCAAGGGAUUUUUUUUCCUAAUUCCAAAAUAACUCUGCUUGGUGUUGUAUGAAUUAUUAUAAUACAAGCUUGGACAGUGCAGCGUAGAACCUACAGUUGCUUCAUUCUCUAGUUUCAGACAACAUAUUAAGUAAUAUUUUGUUUUAGCGACCAGCUAUUUCUGUAAAACUACAUUAUGCCUUAUUGCAGCAUAUGAAUGUAUCCACUAAAUAUGGGAUAAUUUAAUUUCACUUUAAAAAAAGGAGGAUAUCCCUAUACUUUAAGUGCUGGUGCUUAUCUCUUCAUUGUUCUUUUUUCUUCUUUCCCCCUCCUAUUUCCUAAUGUGGUACUUCUCAAAUAGAAAAUGGUCAUUAAUGUUUAUUAUUCUUAUUAUAUAAAAUAUCACAGAGAAAAAAAUGAAACUUCAUUGGCAAUAGAGCUAUAUAUCAUAUUGAAUAAAAUCAAUGAAUCUCAGAACAAAAGCGGUAAUUUAAAAGUCCCCAGACAUUUCUCAUUCUGCAAAACUUUCUGGUCUCAGAUCUAGAAGCAUUUUCCUCAGUUACAUUUCUGAAUGCAUCUAAAUUACUAACUUUAUAUGACUUUUUCUCCUGAAGAAAACUACAGUAGUUUUAUUUACAAAAACAUCUCAACAAAACAAAUCAA
Crotalus tigris (Tiger rattlesnake) is the source of this 7032-nucleotide messenger RNA. RefSeq names its product membrane associated ring-CH-type finger 11 (gene MARCHF11). The record is from RefSeq and is a predicted model, not a curated record. Gene Ontology annotation, biological process: protein ubiquitination. Lineage: Eukaryota; Metazoa; Chordata; Lepidosauria; Squamata; Viperidae. The transcript has 4 exons. Gene Ontology annotation, molecular function: zinc ion binding; ubiquitin-protein transferase activity. Bases 274 to 1215 code for a protein of 313 amino acids.